AUGCCCGUCAAGAUGACGAAGCGCAAAUUCUCUGGCGAAAUUCCACUAGCGUGCAAGUCAAACGACCCCAUACGACUCAGUAUUCCAAUGAUUGACCUGGCGGUCAUGCUAAUGGGAAAAUUUGAGGCUCUUUUUCUCCAACAGUACCCCACUGGUUUUCAUAUGAUGCCAGGCAAACUGUUUGAUCGCGAAGAUGCAUGGCAAGUAGUGAAAAACUAUGAGGCUGUCAAUAAUGGCAUCUUUUUACGUGAGAUUUUAGGUGGAGAGGUCCUUCCUGGACAAUUUGCUUUGGUGCGCGAAUGCAUACACUUGUGGCUUCGAUCGCCAGUCUAUGACAGAUAUCAACAAGAGCUCGAAGACGAACAGAUCCGUCUCGAUCAAGAAAUCCUGGACACCAAUCUUAUUGAAGAAGAGCACCAAGCCCAAUUGCGACUCAAACAAAUCGCGAGUGAUAUCAAAAAGUCUGCAAUUGCGGAACGCAAACGUAUUCGAUUGCAAAGAGAAAUCGAGAAACAGAUAGCGAAAGAAAACAAACAGAAAGCACGUCAAGAGGAACUGUCACUUGAGGUAAGUGUAAAGUUUGGCGAUUGUCUACCUAAUCAUCAUCCGAACCGAUCAAUUCAUCAGUAUCUUGCCUUCGCUCCUUCAUAG
Melampsora larici-populina 98AG31 is the source of this 651-nucleotide messenger RNA. RefSeq lists its product as uncharacterized. Lineage: Eukaryota; Fungi; Basidiomycota; Pucciniomycetes; Pucciniales; Melampsoraceae. The coding region runs from base 1 to 651 and encodes 216 amino acids. The transcript has a single exon. The record is from RefSeq and is a predicted model, not a curated record.